AAAAAUUCUGCCAAAUUGAAAUCUCGAGCUCUCACAGGACCGAAGUCUCACAUCUGCUUGCUAGGGUUCGAUUGAUAACACGCAAGAUAACAAAUCUAGACAGCAAAAUUGAGCCUUUCUUGUGGCUUCGAAGAAAUCAUGGCUAGCGGAGCUGAAGGUGGCAAGGCGCCUAUAAAUGAGCAAGUAGUUGCAAACAUGUACACCACAAUGAGAUCUGAAAUGAAUCAAAUAUACUCAAAGAUCACUGAACUGGAGAUGGAAGUGAGUGAGCACUCAUUGGUCAUCAAUGCUAUCCAGCCGCUUGAUCCUUCCAGACGGUGCUACCGGAUGAUUGGGGGAGUCCUGGUUGAGAGAACCAUCAAAGAAGUGCUUCCUGCUGUCCAGCGCAACAAAGAGGGGAUCGAGGAGGUGAUUACCAGGCUCAAUGAGGCCUUACAGAGGAAGAAAAAGGAAAUUACUGAUUUUGAGGCCAAAUACAAGAUUAGGAUUACAAGGUCCGAUGAUGAGGUGAAAGGUGAGGGUGCCCGGAAAGAAGGUUCCGCGCAAGGAGUCCUUGUAGGUCCAGCAGCUUCAAUUGAAUGAUGAGUUCUUUAUUUCUUUUGCCUCUUGGAUUAAAUUCCCAUCUGCUAUUCUGCUCUGCGUAUGGUAUGGCUUGUAAUUGGAUGUUUGGUUUAGCAGCAGAAGCAGAUUAUAAGCUAAAAUUGCUAGAUGUGAUUUUAUGUUUACUCUUUCUUGUACCAACUGGAAUGUGGGUUUGCCCUACUACUAAAUGAGGCUUUCUCCUCAGCUCUAA
Messenger RNA from Tripterygium wilfordii, 793 nucleotides. RefSeq names its product probable prefoldin subunit 2. Bases 139 to 582 code for a protein of 147 amino acids. Gene Ontology annotation, cellular component: prefoldin complex; cytoplasm. Gene Ontology annotation, molecular function: protein folding chaperone. The record is from RefSeq and is a predicted model, not a curated record. NCBI's taxonomy places the organism in Eukaryota, Viridiplantae, Streptophyta, Magnoliopsida, Celastrales, Celastraceae. Gene Ontology annotation, biological process: protein folding. The transcript has 2 exons.